GCAGACAGACGCUCCAGCUCCGCAGGAGGCCGGCGCCCCUGGACCGCAAGUGCAGAGAUUUGGGCAGACUAUGUAAUCUCUGCUGACGGGGAAGAGCGGAGUUUCGCGGUGGCUGCGUCCGGCUUGCGCCUGCGGGCGAGGAGGUCGGUCCCUCUAGCCCGGGCGUCCCCGAGUCGUGUAAGGCAGCGAGUGCGCACCCCGGUUCCACUGUGCCACGUCGGCAGCCUGCAGCCAGCAUGGAGAAGGACAGCCUGAGUCGCUCUGAUCAGCAGUAUGAGUGCGUGGCGGAGAUCGGCGAAGGCGCCUACGGGAAGGUGUUCAAGGCCCGCGACCUGAAGAACGGCGGCCGCUUCGUAGCUCUGAAGCGCGAGCGAGUUCAGACCAGUGAGGAGGGCAAGCGGCUCUCCACCAUCCGCGAGGUGGCGGUGCUGAGGCACCUGGAGACCUUCGAGCAACCCAACGUGAGCCCGGAGCCCUGGCUAUGGGGUCCGGGAAUGUGCUGGGCAAGGGGCGGCUGGUGGCCCAACUGAAGUUAAGAGUUGAGUUUCCCCAGAUAAAACCGGUGACCCUGCUAGACAGGGCAGAAAAAGAGACCUGCGGUGGCUUCCCAGCAGCCAAGCUAUUCUGAAGAGCUUUCGCUCUGCGUGCCCCAAGGGGUCCAGGGGCGUUGGGAGUCUUUUAGAGACAAAACCAGACAACCCCAGAAACGUCCCUCCAGCCCUUACUUAACUUUUCCCGACCUGGGGGGGAUUUUUGAGAGACGGAGUGAGAUAGUUAUCCAGCUUGCAGAUAAUUAGAAGGAAA
Molecule: messenger RNA, 804 nt
Organism: Mus caroli (Ryukyu mouse)
Lineage: Eukaryota; Metazoa; Chordata; Mammalia; Rodentia; Muridae
Source: RefSeq, a predicted model, not a curated record